This is a messenger RNA of Chelmon rostratus (copperband butterflyfish), 760 nucleotides long. It is a transcript of the gene lhfpl5b, whose product is annotated as LHFPL tetraspan subfamily member 5b. Gene Ontology annotation, biological process: sensory perception of sound; detection of mechanical stimulus involved in sensory perception. The transcript is spliced from 3 exons. Lineage: Eukaryota; Metazoa; Chordata; Actinopteri; Chaetodontiformes; Chaetodontidae. Bases 4 to 660 code for a protein of 218 amino acids. The record is from RefSeq and is a predicted model, not a curated record. Gene Ontology annotation, cellular component: plasma membrane.
AGCAUGGAUCUGCUUCCAGCCCAGGAGGCUGCCAAGAUCUACCACACCAACUAUGUGAGAAACUCGCGGGCCAUCGGCGUCAUGUGGGCCGUGUUCACCAUCUGCUUCGUCAUCAUCACCAUGGUGGUCUUCAUCCAGCCCUACUGGAUCGGGGACAGCGUCAACACGCCGCAGGCCGGCUACUUCGGCCUCUUCCACUACUGCAUCGGCAACGCGCUCACCUCGGAGCUCACCUGCAAGGGCAGCGUGCUAGACUUCAGCUCCAUCCCGUCGCCGGCCUUCAGGACCGCCAUGUUCUUCGUGGGGACCUCCAUGCUGCUGAUUGUGGGCACCAUGGUCUGCUUCAGCCUCUUCUUCUUCUGCAACGCCGGGAACGUCUACAAGAUCUGUGCAUGGAUGCAGCUGGCCUCAGCCGUGCUGAUGGUGAUGGGCUGUAUGAUCUACCCGGACGGCUGGGAUUCCCCGGAGGUGAAGAGGAUGUGUGGCCAGAGGACGGAUAAGUACAGUCUGGGGAACUGCACGGUGCGCUGGGCCUACAUCCUGGCCAUCAUCAGCAUCCUGGACGCCCUCCUCCUGGCCCUUCUGUCCUUCACCCUCGGCAACCGGCAGGACAAACUGCUGCCGGACGACUUCGAGGUGGAGGGGGCAGGAAACCCGUGAUGAUCAAAGACCUUCAGGACCACAUGCAGACAUGCUUUGAUGGCAGUGAACAAGCAUCCUGAAAUGUCUUCAUGUAGUUUAGAUCAAACUGUUCACCUGC